AUGGAGUUGGGUUAUGUUCUAGUCAUACGGCGGACGAACAAAAACUCGGUAAAUGUGGUCAAUAAAAUUACACUAAUAUGUCACCACGGUGGACCACGCGAUAAGAGGUUAAUUGGGCCAUCAAAACGGUCCAACAAGAUAGGUUGUCCCUUUACUUUGGAAGGUCGGCCCGGGUGUGAUGGUGGUUGGAGGGUAACUGUCAAGGACUGGAGACACAAUCAUGAUCCAACUGCCGAUCUGCAUGGGAAUGCAUACGCGAGACGGAUGACGGAAGAAGAAAAGGAAUAUGUGGGAAAGCAAUCAGAUGGCGGUUUGUACCCACGUCAGAUCCAGGUUAUGUUUUCAUUGCUGCAGGAGAAGAACUACUUUUACCAGUUCACUUCAAAUAGUAAAAAUGGACGGUUGGAGAACCUUUUCUUCAUGCAUCCAACAUCAAUGAUCCUAUGGCGCGCUUUUCCCUGGGUUAUUGAAAUUGACUCCACGUAUAAAACCAACGUGUACAACAUGCCGCUUGUUGAGAUUGUCGGCGUAACUUCAACGAGCAGGACCUUCAAUUAUGCAUAUGUUUUUAUCAUAAACGAGCAGGAGGCUAAUUAUCGAUGGGUGUUGCAAUCUCUAAAGUGCACCCUUGUUGAAGGCUUUGCCAUUCGUGUCGUUCUAACUGACAGGGAGUUGGCCUUGAUGAGAGCAUUGAAGGUUGUUAGGCCUGAAUCGAAACAAUUGUUGUGUAGGUUCCACAUAUGGCAAAACAUUAACAAACACUGCGAACCGACAUUGCGGCUGAAAGAUGUUUCCAUUGAAAGGCUUAAGGUCUGGUGGACAGGGGUCUAUGAAUCUCGGACUGUUGACCACUUUAACUCAAACGAGAAAGAGUUGAAGAAAAAAUUGAAAGAUUUUCCAUCUGUCUACAACUACCUGAAGAUAAUUGGUUGUCCCCGUACCGAGAGCAUUUUGUUUCAUGUUGGGUCGAUGAACAUCUCAACUAUCAGAACCACACCACAAACAGAGUGGAGUCCGAGCAUCACUUGCUGA
This is a messenger RNA of Erigeron canadensis, 1032 nucleotides long. RefSeq names its product protein FAR1-RELATED SEQUENCE 5-like. Gene Ontology annotation, biological process: regulation of DNA-templated transcription. Lineage: Eukaryota; Viridiplantae; Streptophyta; Magnoliopsida; Asterales; Asteraceae. The transcript has 2 exons. The record is from RefSeq and is a predicted model, not a curated record. The coding region runs from base 1 to 1032 and encodes 343 amino acids.